AUGGAAACAACCCUCACAAAAAGGGAGGUUAUCCCCGAAAAUACAAGUUUCGAGAAAUCAGAAAGAUACCUCGACGAAAAGGAAGAAAGGGCCUCCUUUGCUGAAACCCACAGAGGCACCAGAGAUGAAAAAGAUCUUGACUAUGAGAACGAAGAUUUUGAUAUCCAAAUUGUCAAUCAAAUCGCAAGCACUGAAGAUGAUCCAACAACAAUCGUCUUAACCAUUCGUGCCGUGGUAGUUGGUAUUUUACUUGCAUGUCUUGGAUCCUCUGUCAACCAGUUGAUGCAAUUUAAGCCAGUUGUCAUCACUCUUUCCAACAUGUUCAUGAUGAUCCUCGCUUACCUCAUAUGUAUCGGCUUAUCCCGCUUGUUUAAAUCUGGCACUCUUCUCAAUCCUUCCCCCUUCAAUGUCAAGGAGCACACCUUCAUCUAUGUCAUUGUUUCAACCGCAAAUGCAUCUGCCUACGGUACCAACAUUCUCGGCGCCCAGCAACUUUACUAUUCGGAAUACCCAAGUGCAGCUGGUGGAAUUUUUCUGCUGUUUGCUACUCAGAUUAUCGGUUACGGUAUCGCCGGUCAGCUUCGUCCUUUCCUUGUCUAUCCCUCUCAGAUGAUUUGGCCUACCAGUCUUCCAACCGUUUCUUUUCUCAAGACGUUCAAUACGCCCGGAAAUGAAAACAAAACUCUCAUCAAGUUCUUCUUUACAAUCUUCUUUGUCAUCUUUGUCUGGGAGAUCGUUCCUCAGUACAUGUUCCCGCUCCUCAGUGGUGUUUCGAUUGUCUGCCUUGCCAAGCGUGAUAGUGUUUGGGUCCAGCGUCUUUUCGGUGGUAUAUCAGUCAACGAAGGCCUUGGUAUUGGCUCCCUCAGUUUUGAUUGGUCCUAUCUAUCGUCCUACGCCCCUUUAGUACUCCCUUUAUACGUGCAGUUCAACAUUUAUGGUGGUAUACUAAUCCUGUGGCUCUUGGCCCCUCUUGUUUACUACUGCGACGUAUGGCACGCUAAGAGCUUCCCCUUCUUGUCUAAUGGUUUGUUCCAGUGGGACCCCGAAACCGGCGUUUCCCAACGCUAUCCCCAGAAGCUCGUUCUCGAUGAGCACAACAACAUUAAUCAUACCGCUCUCGCAGAAGUUGGUCGCCCUUACUUCAGUGGUAUAUACGCUAUCCAGUAUGUAAUCAUCAACUUUGGUGUCACGGCCAUGAUCUCCCACGUUGCUCUCUUCUACGGCCCUGAAAUCAAGAAAAUUGCUCUUUCUAUCUUUAAACGCAAGGAUUCUCAAGAAAACGAUAUCCACAACCGCCUCAUGGCUUCCUACAAAGAAGUUCCUUCCUGGUGGUACUACACUAUCUUUGUUUGUGGUAUUGGACUCAACAUUGGCAUUGGUUAUGCUAACAAGAGUCAGCUUCCAUGGUGGGGUUUCUUGCUUGCCAUCCUCUUGUCUACGGCUUUGUCUCUCCCAUUGAAUAUGAUUACCGCCAUUACUGGUAAUGGAUUUGGUCUCAACGUCGUCGCUGAGAUGAUAUGUGGUUUCAUACUUCCUGGUAACGCAGUUGCAAACAUGUACUUCAAGACUCUCGGUUACAACACUAUGAGCCAGGCUGGUAACAUGGCAGCCGAUCUUAAGAUUGGUCACUACCUCAAGGUCCCACCAAGACUUACCUUCCUUGCUCAAAUGAUCGGUACUAUUGUUGGUUGCAUCUUCAACUACAUUGUCAACUAUACCAUUAUCAACUCGAAGAGAGAACAGCUUUUGGAUCCCAAUGGCAACAUCUGGAGUGGUACUGGCCCUCAGACUAUGAACUCUGCUGCUAUUACAUGGGGUGCUAUUGGUCCCAUGUACAUGUUUGGUCCUGAUACCGAGUAUUAUUUCGUUUUGUGGUCCUUCCUUGUUGGUUUUGCUCUCCCCGUUCCUUUCUGGCUUCUCCACAGAUUUUAUCCCAAGAUUGGCUUUAACCUUGUUAACGUACCCAUGAUUAUGAUUGGUCUCUGCGUUGUUCCUGGUGGAAAUACAUCAUGGAUCACCCUGUCCUUCGUCAUUGUUCUUGUCAGUCAGCUUUACGUCAAACGUCGCUACAACAAGUGGUACAUCAAACACAACUACUUGAUGUCUGCCGCUUUGGACUCUGGGUCUUCUCUCAUGUCGUUCGUGUUGGCGAUGUCUGUUUUUGGUGGUGGCGAUGGUGUCAACAGACCUUUCCCUACCUGGGCUGGAAAUAAUGCCGAUAUUCCCUACUACGACUACUGCUGUGCUGACUGCGAGUAA
Messenger RNA from Phycomyces blakesleeanus NRRL 1555(-), 2259 nucleotides. RefSeq lists its product as hypothetical. Gene Ontology annotation, molecular function: oligopeptide transmembrane transporter activity. The record is from RefSeq and is a predicted model, not a curated record. The transcript has 3 exons. Gene Ontology annotation, biological process: transmembrane transport. NCBI's taxonomy places the organism in Eukaryota, Fungi, Mucoromycota, Mucoromycetes, Mucorales, Phycomycetaceae. Bases 1 to 2259 code for a protein of 752 amino acids.